AUGAAGAGUGGCAAAAAGAAGACUGCCAACAGCACCCACACCAACGGGGUGACGAGCAAUGGGGCCGACGACAAGGAGCCCUUUGUGCCGCAAAUCUCGCGCAAGAUCAAAGCAUGUGCUGCCUGCAGACGACACAAAAUCAAAUGCCUGAUGGAUGAGUCGGGUCCUCCCUGUCGACGAUGCGCUGAGCGGAAUUUGGGCUGUGUGCUUAGCAAGAAUCUGCAAAGCAUCAUUGAGGAGAAGUCACAAUACUCUGAAGCCAUCGCGCAGGACCUCGAACACAUGCACACAGCAUUGAAGGAGUUGACCAAGAACGCCGGUCUGCCUGACCUACCACCACUACAGAGCGCGGCUCUACGCGACGCCGAUGGAUCGCCAGGGGCGGACAAUGUGCAAGUCGGCCACAUCAGAAACGGCCUGGGCGCACACCACGACGAUUACGGCCCGUCCUGCGACAACUCGCCCAAGAUCUCCCCCGAGGACGAGGGCCUGCCGUACGUGCCCAUCCACUCCCUCUACGCCCUCACCAAGAUGCGCGCCCUACGAUCACCCGAGACGAUCGAGGCACAGCGCCAGAAGACAGUGGACGACUUCAUCACGCGGGGCCAGCUCGGCCUGGACACGGCCCAGCGCCUGUUUGGCCUGUAUCGCGACCGCCUCGACCCCUUUAUGUACGGCGUCGGGUGCAAGUACAAGACGCUCGACGAGCUGCGCAAGAGAAGCACGAUCCUCACGGCCGCCACGCUCACCGUCGCCGCCCUCCACGAUGCGCAGUCCGACUCCAUCUACGGGACGUGCAGCACCGAGUUCCGCCGGCUCAUGGAGAGGAGCAUGUUUGAGAGGCGGGUCGACAGGGACUACCUGCGUGCCAUGUGCGUGGCGUCCUACUGGCUGAGUGACAUGUCGUGGAUGCUCUCGGGGUAUGCCAUUCGACGUGCUGCCGAGUGUAACUUGCAUGGCAGUCACAGUCGCGCACUGGCGGAGCAGACGGAGGAGGCAGCCGACAGCGCGAGACUGUGGUACAUUCUGUACAUUUGCGACCAGCAUCUGGCGACGCUCUAUGGGAGACCGUCCAUUGUGCAGGAGGACUCGUCGAUACAGGGCUGGGACAGCUUCUUGGACCUUCCCGUGGCCACCGACGAGGACAAGAGGCUGGCCAGCCAAGUCACGCUGCUCAGUAUCGUGAGGAGUGUUCGCGAGCUGUUUGGGCCCGACAAGGGUGAGGCUAUCCCGCGCGUCUACAUCAACCAGAUCAACCACUUCAACCGUCAGCUGGAUCAGUGGAUCGGACACUGGUCGAACACGAUGAAUGAUACACACCACCGCAUAGGCGCAUUUCCCCGAAAGGGGGCGCUUCUGCACUUCCACUUUGCCAAGCUGCAUCUGUACUCGCACGUCUUCCGUGGCCUCCCAGGCGAACAGCCGGUGCCUCACUAUUUCCUCGAGUGCGCGUCCAUGGCCAUCGCCUCGGCCACAUCCAUCAUCACCUUCAUGCGGACAGACCCGGACGUGGCAGCGGCGGUCAACGGUAUUCCGUCGUACCUCCACUCCAUGACGGCCUUUGCCUGCAUGUUCCUCAUCAAGGUGGCUGUCAAGUACGGCGGGGAUCUGAUCGAGAAGGACAGGGUGUACGAGAUGAUUACGGGCCUCGUGCACCAAUUCCGCACCCUGCCCACCGGCAAGUGGCACCUGGCCAACCUCAUGGCCGGCGGCCUCGAGAAAAUGGUGGCCACGCUCAACCCGGGGCUGGACGGGCAAAUGAUGCAGUUCCCCGACGGAACCACGAUGCGGAACAUGAUGGUCAACAGUCUUGGGGGUGGUGGUGCCCAUGCCCAAGCGCACCUGGGCGACCCAGCUUUUGGCGAGAUUGAUACGGACGCCUUCUUCGACUAUGGCAUGAGCUUUGGCCUGUCACCAGUGUUCCCGUUUGAUCCUACGACGUUCGCCCUGGACGGUACCGGUCAGGUCGCCACCGCACCCAUGCGAGACUUUACGACGGUCGAGUACCAGCAGGUUGGCUCGAAUCCAGGGACUUGA
This is a messenger RNA of Emericellopsis atlantica, 2037 nucleotides long. RefSeq lists its product as uncharacterized. Lineage: Eukaryota; Fungi; Ascomycota; Sordariomycetes; Hypocreales; Bionectriaceae. Bases 1 to 2037 code for a protein of 678 amino acids. Gene Ontology annotation, molecular function: DNA-binding transcription factor activity, RNA polymerase II-specific; zinc ion binding; transcription cis-regulatory region binding. Gene Ontology annotation, cellular component: nucleus. The transcript is spliced from 4 exons. Gene Ontology annotation, biological process: DNA-templated transcription; regulation of DNA-templated transcription. The record is from RefSeq and is a predicted model, not a curated record.